AAAAACCAAUGAAACAAGAAAACGUGUACAAAAUAAUAAAUUUGUAUUAAAUAAGUGAAUAGGGUUGCGAUUUCUCGAGUUACUCUUUACAAGAAUUAAUUCUCUGAUGCGAACUCCAAAAGUGUCCAAAAAGAUCAAGAUUUGAUUGUUUGGUAAUAAGGAAUUAGCUCAUAUGAGUGUUGCUUGAUAAUUCUUCACAUGUAUGAUGAAGAAUAUAUAAAGAGUUUUGUGAAUUUGUGGUUUUGGAAUAAUUUGGAGAAGCUGAACUUGAAAAAUGCACUGCAAUUUGGCAGAAAUCUGUUCCUUAGAUCAAAACUAUUUCAACUCACGCCUGUGAACGACACUUCGCAGAAACUGUGAGCGAGUGUCGUUUUUUACUUCGCUCACUGCGCACGCGACACGCGACCCGAGCAACAGUCGCGUGUAUAUAAGUAGCACCCUCGGCCGGAACAGAAGCUGGCGCGCGAUACAAACUCGUUGAAGCAAAGGAGAGAGCAGAGAGAGAGAGAGAGAGAGAGAGAGAGAGAGAGAGAGAGAGAGAGAGAGAGUAGGAAGGAAAUGGAAGACGACGGAGGAGAGAGGUCGAGCAUCGUCGUCGGUCUCAUCGAGAACAGAGCCAAGGAGGUUGGAGUGGCAGCUUUUGAUUUAAGAUUAGCUUCUCUGCAUCUUUCUCAAUAUAUUGAAACUAGCAGUUCAUAUCAGAAUACAAAAACCUUGCUGCAAUUCUAUGAUCCUAUGGUGAUUAUUGUUUCACCGAACAAGCUGGCACCUGAUGGUAUGGUUGGAGUUUCAGAGUUGGUGGACAGAUUUUAUGCUACAGUCAAGAAGGUUGUAAUGGCCCGUGGUUGCUUCGAUGACACUAAGGGUGCCGUACUGAUUAAAAAUUUAUCAGCCAAGGAACCUUCAGCACUAGGAUUGGAUACUUAUUACAAGCAGUAUUACCUCUGCUUAGCUGCUGCUGCAGCUACAAUUAAGUGGAUAGAAGCAGAGAAGGGAGUCAUCGUCACAAACCACUCACUUGUGGUCACUUUUAAUGGAUCAUUUGCUCAUAUGAAUAUUGAUGCGACUAGUGUCCAAAACUUGGAAAUCAUUGAGCCACUUCAUUCGACACUUUGGGGCACCAGCAACAAGAAAAGAAGUUUAUUAAACAUGUUUAAGACAACAAAAACGGUUGGAGGGUCCAGACUUCUUCGUGCCAAUCUUUUGCAGCCUUUAAAAGAUAUUGAAACUAUAAAUGCUCGUCUAGAUUGCCUGGAUGAGCUCAUGAGCAACGAACAGCUGUUCUUUGGACUAGCUCAGGUUCUGCGUAAAUUUCCAAAAGAGAGUGAUAGGGUGCUUUGUCACUUUUGCUUCAAGCCAAAGAAAAUUACAAACAAAGUUGUGGGUGUUGAUUGUGCUAGAAAAAGCCAAGUGUUGGUUUCAAGUAUCAUUCUUCUGAAGACUGCUCUAGAUGCCUUGCCUUUACUCUCAAAGGUUCUUAAAGAUGCAAAGUGUUUUCUUCUUGCAAAUGUUUACCAGUCUGUAUGUGAAAAUGAGAAGUAUGCUGCCAUUAGAAAGAGGAUUGGAGAGGUUAUUGAUGAGGAUGUGCUUCAUGCACGGGUUUCAUUUGUAGCCCGCACACAGCAGUGUUUUGCUGUCAAAGCUGGAAUCGAUGGACUCUUGGAUAUUGCACGGAGAUCAUUUUGUGAUACUAGUGAAGCUAUACAUAAUCUUGCUAACAAGUAUCGUGAAGAUUUCAAGUUGCCCAAUUUGAAACUCCCGUUUAACAAUAGGCAAGGGUUCUACUUUAGCAUGCCACAUAAGGACAUUCAAGGGAAACUUCCUAGCCAGUUCAUUCAGGUAUUGAAACAUGGGAAUAAUAUACACUGCUCAACCUUGGAGCUUGCUUCUCUAAACGUUAGAAAUAAGUCUGCAGCUGCAGAAUGCUACUUACGUACAGAAGUUUGCCUAGAAGAAUUAGUAGAUGCCAUACGAGAGGAUGUUUCUGCACUCACACUGCUGGCAGAGGUCUUAUGCCUUUUGGAUAUGAUUGUUAAUUCAUUUGCACAUGCCAUUUCCACAAAGCCUGCUGAUCGUUAUACUAGACCUGAAUUCACAGAUAAUGGCCCACUGGCAAUUGAUGCUGGAAGACACCCUAUCCUAGAGACUAUACACAAUGACUUUGUUCCCAACAAUAUCUUUUUAUCAGAGGCAUCAAACAUGGUGCUCAUCAUGGGCCCAAACAUGAGUGGAAAGAGCACUUAUCUUCAACAAGUGUGUCUUAUAGUUAUUCUUGCUCAGAUGGGUUGCUAUGUACCUGCUCGCUUUGCAACUCUAAGGGUUGUUGAUCGUAUAUUUACAAGGAUGGGUGCAGUAGAUAAUCUUGAAUCGAACUCUAGUACGUUCAUGACAGAAAUGAAAGAAACAGCUUUUAUCAUGCAAAAUGUCUCCCAGAGGAGUUUGGUUAUCAUGGAUGAACUUGGGAGGGCCACAUCUUCCUCUGAUGGAUUUGCAAUUGCUUGGAGCUGCUGCGAACAUUUAUUAUCACUGAAAGCGUACACAAUAUUUGCCACUCAUAUGGAGAACCUAUCUGAACUAGUAACCAUCUACCCAAAUGUGAAGAUACUUCACUUUGACGUUGAUAUUAAAAAUAAUCGUUUAGAGUUCAAGUUUCAACUGAAGGAUGGGCCGAGACAUGUUCCACACUACGGCCUUCUAUUAGCAGAAGUGGCAGGAUUACCAAGCUCCGUGAUGGAAACAGCCAGAAACAUCACAUCCAGGAUCACAGAGAAGGAAGUGAAGAGGAUGGAAGUAAACUGCCUGCAAUACCAUCCAGUCCAGAUGGCUUACCACGUUGUGCAGCGGCUGAUAUGUUUGAAGUACUCGAGCCAGGAUGAGGAUUCGAUCAGGGAAGCACUACAUAAUUUGAAAGAGAGCUACAUUCAUGGAAUGCUGUAGUCCGCAGAAACCCACAUUAUUGUAAAUAUACCGUGCCGAAAGAAGUUGUAUUCAUAAAUCCAUGAACCUGCCAAGUGCUGAGGCUAUAUUCUUCCUCUUUUCUGUUAUAUGCUCGUAAGUUACUUUGGAGGUUUUUUUCACUGUACUCGUAAGCUGCGGGUUCAACUAAUAUCCCACAAAGAAAGUGUUCUCGAUGACUCAGAUUUUGAUUUGUGUACAUAUACGCAAUUUUGGAGCA
Molecule: messenger RNA, 3175 nt
Organism: Malus domestica (apple)
Lineage: Eukaryota; Viridiplantae; Streptophyta; Magnoliopsida; Rosales; Rosaceae
Product: DNA mismatch repair protein MSH4
Biological process (GO): reciprocal meiotic recombination; mismatch repair
Cellular component (GO): nucleus
Molecular function (GO): ATP binding; mismatched DNA binding; ATP-dependent DNA damage sensor activity
Source: RefSeq, a predicted model, not a curated record